AUGCCUACCGUUGUUGGCCUUCGAGGAGAAGCCUGUGUCUCAAAGUCUGUUGGAAGUACGAUUGGCACCGGGUACCAUCGUGACGACCGAGAAGCGUGUAAUUCGCGCACGCUUCUCGUACAACACCGGGUGUUUGUGGAAGAACUUCUCGUCCUGGACUUGGACGACAAGUUCGACAUGGUGUUGGCCAUGCCGUGGCUUACAGGGGAUGAUCCUAUUAUCGACUGGGAGAAGCGUACGGCCUUACGCUUCGGACACCGCGGUGCAACAGAAGCGAUGCCCCUGUUAGCGCAGCGGAUGUACCAUUAG
This is a messenger RNA of Phytophthora megakarya, 309 nucleotides long. The record is from the annotation of a GenBank genome assembly. Lineage: Eukaryota; Oomycota; Peronosporomycetes; Peronosporales; Peronosporaceae.